This is a messenger RNA of Fonsecaea monophora, 534 nucleotides long. RefSeq lists its product as hypothetical. The record is from RefSeq and is a predicted model, not a curated record. The transcript is spliced from 3 exons. Lineage: Eukaryota; Fungi; Ascomycota; Eurotiomycetes; Chaetothyriales; Herpotrichiellaceae. Bases 1 to 534 code for a protein of 177 amino acids.
AUGCCUGAAGCCAUAACCGUCACGACCCUCACGUAUGGCAAGAAGGCCAUGAUGGGCACCAUGGGCAUUGUUCUGAACGGCGACAAGGUCCUGCUGAUCCAGAAUAUCAAAACAGACGGUCCUUACGAGACUUGGGCCUUCCCGGGCGGUGGCGUGGACGAGGACGAAACCCCAGAGAAGGCGGUUGUGCGCCAUAUCCAAGAGGAGGUCGGCCUGAAGGUGGCCAUCAAGCACAUCGGAGACGAGACGGUGUGGGGCGAGACCGAUGACUAUUUGGAGGACGACCAGUGGCGGCGCUUCUUCUUUGUCCUGGAACAAGUCGAUCCGGAGCAGGAACCCAAGAUCAUGAAACCGCACAAGCACAUUGGCUUGAUGUGGAUGGACUGGGAUGAGCUGUGGGACACGAUUGACUCCGAAUUGGCCGACGACUGGGAAGAGACGGAGAGGAUGCGCUUCUUCCCGUCCAUGUGGAACAUGUUCCAUAAAUAUCCGAAGCGCUGGGAUCCGGCUUCCUUGGAGAAGCGCCUGAGCUAG